AUGAAGCUAAAGGACAUCUCGCGCACAGCGACCUAUGCGUGGGACCCCUCCUCGGCUUCGGAGCCCUACAUUGUCACUGGUGCAGCGGCCGGAGCGCUCGACGAGAGCUUUAGCAACGACUCGCAGCUUGAGAUCUGGCGUCCCAAGUACUAUGACGCCGACGGCGCUGCCAACGCGCAAGGCUAUCAGCUUGGUGGAAAGGGUGCCGGUCCCGAGGGAAGUGUGACUGUCAGCAGCCGCUUCAACCGUCUCGCAUGGUCGCAGCCUGGUGCUACUGCCAGCGGCCGCGGCGUGAUCGCCGCCGGCAUGGAGACUGGCGAGGUUGUCGUUUACGACCCCGUCAAGAUCAUCGCUGGUCAAGAGGCCUUGGUGUUCAAGAGCGACAAGCACACUGGCCCUGUCCGUGGCCUCGACUUCAACCCUAUCCAGAAGAACCUGCUGCUGUCGGGUGGUAUCAAUGCAGAGCUCUACAUUCACGACCUGAACAACCCUGGCACGCCCAUCUCCCCCGGUCCUCUCUCCACCAAGCUCAACGAAAUCACAUCGCUGCAGUGGAACACCACCGUGUCCCGCGUGUUCGCUGCCUCGUCGUCCUCGGGCUACACCUCGGUCUGGGACCUUCGUGCCACCAAGGAGAUUGUGUCCCUCCAGUACGGCGGCGGUGCUGCCAAGGGUGAGACCGCUCACGGCAUGGCUGCUCUGCAAAUGGGCAAGCGUCGCGGCAUGAGCGAUGUCUGCUGGCACCCGGAUUCACCCACUCGCCUGAUCACAUCUUCCGAGGACGAUGAUUCCCCCAUCAUCAUGCUCUGGGAUCUCCGCAACACCCGUGCCCCCGAGCGUAUUCUCAGUGGCCACACCAAGGGUGUGCUUUCGGUGGCAUGGUGCAAGCAGGACCCCGACCUUCUCGCUUCGUGUGGCAAGGACAACCGCACCCUCCUGUGGAACCCCCAGACCGGAGACAUUGUGGGCGAGCUCCCUUCCGCCCGCGACUGGUCUUUCCAGACCUCGUGGUGCCCCUCCAACCCCAACCUCCUCGCCACGGCCUCGUUCGACGGCCACAUUGGCAUCAACUCGCUGCAGGCCACCCGCGCCGAGGAGGAGCCCAAGGCUGUCAUCGCCGAGGAUGCCUCCGCCGAGGACGUCUUUGGCGCCCUUGCUGGCCAGUCGUCGUCCUCGAACGAUGACAAGUUCAACGUCCAGUCGCUUGGCCAGGCCCCCAAGUGGAUGUGCCGCCCCGUGUCGGCCACCUUUGGCUACGGCGGUCUUUUGACCAGUGUCUCGAACCUCCCUGGCGCCAACGGCAAGCACCAGAGCGGUGUUGUGCACCUCCGCAACGUUGUUACCGAGGAGUCUAUCAUCGACCGUGCCAAGGAGCUCAGUGAAAUCUCGAGCGACAAGGACAAGCUCUCCGAGUUUUCUGCCACCAAGUCUGACGACCCGUCGUGGAAGGCUCUUCAGACUCUGUUUGACGCCAACUCGCGCGACGAACUUGUCACGCUCCUUGGAUUCUCGAAGGAAGAGGUCAAGAAGCAGGUCGCCGAGGCUGUCAAGAAGUACGGCAAGCCCGAGGACGCUGAGGAGGAGAAGAUUGGCGGCGACGAAACGCCCAAGACCGACAAGGCUGACAAGACUGACACGCCCACCGUUGUCGUGGCCACCGACGGGUCACCCUCUGAGACCAACUCGCUCUUUGAGGAUCGCCCCUUCACCCCGGCAACUGCUGGCGGUGACACCGACUUUUUCGCGUCGAUGGCUUCUGGCAGCCUCCGCAACCCCCAGCUCAACGCCAUCAUUCCCCACAUGAACGAGCGUGCCGACUCGUCGGUUGCUGCUACUGUCGGCUCUGGUGCCUCGUCGCUCCGUUCUGAGAUUAUCAACAAGGACAACAACUUUAGCAUUUACCCUGCCGGUGAAUCGGACGUUGACAAGCUCAUCACUCAGGCUCUUGUGCUUGGUGAUUUUGCUUCGGCCGUCGACCUUUGUGUUGCAUCCGACCGCUUUGCCGACGCUCUCCUCCUUGCUGUCCGCGGCGGCCCAGAGCUCCUCCAGUCGACCCAGAAGGCCUACUUCACUCGCAGGACCAUGGCUCACCCCUUCCUGCGCGUGUUCCAGUCGAUUGUGACCGAGGACCUCACCGACAUUGUCCAGAACGCCGACCUUGCUGAGUGGCGCGUCGUCUUUGUUGUCCUCUGCACUUUUGCUAAAGACACUGAGUUUGCCAACCUCGCCGACCAGCUGGGCCAGCGUCUUCAGUUCAAGUGGCAGCUCCUCGCUGCUUCGGACAGCCCCGAGGCCAAGGAGUCGGCCAAGAAGGCCCGCCAGGAUGCUACUCUCUGCUACCUGGCCGCCCGCAACCUCGAACACGUCAUCUCAAUCUGGAUCUCGGAGAUGCACGAGGAGGAGUCCUCUACCGAUGCUCCCCGUUACUCGGCCCACGCCAACGCUCUCCAGUCGUUCAUCGAGAAGGUGACCGUCUUCCGUGCUGCCACCGGCUAUGUCGACAAGGACCUCGACUCGCCCGCGGACCCUGCCCGUACCUACGCACUGUCGGGUCUCUACGACCGUCUCCACGAGUACGCCGACCUGCUUGCCACACAGGGUCUUGUUGAUGUUGCUGCCAAGUAUGUCAAGAUGACUCCCAAGGACUAUGGCAGCGGCAGCUCCAUCGGCCAGUCUCGCGACCGUCUUUUCGCCGCGGCUGGUCUCCAGGAGCAGGCUGUCGCGUCGUCGUCGACUUCGGCCUUUGGCGCCGCCGCCGCCGCCUCCUCCUCGCAGGCUUCCAAGGUUCGCAGCGGCGGCCGUCCCCCCGCGCCCGCUGCUGCCAGCCCCUACGCUGCUGCCCCUAGCUACGGUGGCCCGUCGGCCUACGGUGCUUCGGGUUACCAGUCAUCUCCCUUCCAGGCGGCUCAGACCACGUCCAACCCGUACGCUCCUCCUCCCUCGCAGCAGCAGCAGCCUCCCGCCCCUACCAGCAAUGCCUAUGCCCCUCCCCCUACGUCUAGCCCCUAUGCUGCCACGGCAUCUGCUCCUGCCAUUUCCAAUCAGUACGGUGCGCCCCAGACUUCGACGUACACACCAUACCAGCCUAGCGGCUACUCGAACGGUUACGAUGCCAACCCUCAGCCUGGAGGCUACGGUGCGCCUGCUCCCAACCAGACCUACCAGCCGGCUUACGGUGCUACUGGCACUGUCCCCCCUCCCCCUCGUGCCAACGCCUCUGCUGUGUCGCCUCUUGCCGAGAACCUCAUCCCUGCCUCGCAGCGUCGCGACUUGCCUGGAUGGAACGAUGCGCCAAGCAUGGCCCCUCCCAAGCGUCCCACUCCCACUGCCCGUGAGAGCACGCCCAAGCCCGCUGCCAUCACCUCACCCUUCCCCAUGGGCGACCCCUCGCAGGCUCAGUAUGCUCCCCCCGCGGCUGCUAGCCACAUGGCCUCGGCGCCGCCACCUGGCCGCGGCGGACCCGCUCCAGGUGUUCUCCCUCCCCCUCCCAAGGGUGGCCCCCGCCCACAGUCGGCCGCGCACAACCGUCCGCCUUCGACCCAGGGCAUUCCCCAGGCUCCUAUGCAGACACCGUUCGCCCCGACUGGUGGUCCUCCUCCCCAGCAGUUUGGACAGCCGCCAUCGCAGUACCAGGCUGGUCCCCCUCCCCCGGGCCAGCACCAGUACGGCGCUGCUCCAGCCCAGGCUGCCCGUCCCCCUCCUCCCCGUGGAUCGCCUCGUGCCGGCCCUCCUCCGCCCGGUGUGAUCGCUGGCCCUCCCCCAAGGGCACUCUCGCCUCUGGGCCCGGGUGGUGCUAGUCAAGCGCAGCCGUCCAUGUAUGGUGCGCUCGCGUCUCCUCCUCAGCAGACUCAGCCCCCUCCCCCGGGCGGCAGGUUGGCUGGCCCUCCUCCCCCUGGCCGCGUGCCGACAGGCUCGCAGAGCCCCCAGCCGUCUGCACCGACUCCGCCGCCCGCUGCACCGGUGAAGUCGAGGCACGCUGCUGGUGACCGCUCGCACAUCCCGCAGGGACUGCAGCACAUCGUUGAUACCCUGUCAGGCGAGCUGUCGCGCAUCAAGGCGCGCGACCUUCCUGCCCACGUGCACCGUAUUGUCAACGAUACCGAGCGCCGUCUGAAUAUUCUCUUUGACGAGCUCAACAACGACGCGGUUGACUCCAGCACUACCGGCCAGCUCGACCAGAUCUCCAAGGCGAUUGCGGCUCAUGACCCCAACACCGCACUCGCUCUGCACGUCGACCUGGCAACCAACGCCACUGGCGAGGCUACCCACUGGGCUCCCGGUGUGAAGCAGCUCAUUCGCCUGGGCAUCUAA
Molecule: messenger RNA, 4311 nt
Organism: Apiotrichum porosum
Lineage: Eukaryota; Fungi; Basidiomycota; Tremellomycetes; Trichosporonales; Trichosporonaceae
Gene: SEC31
Product: protein transport protein S31
Exons: 4
Coding region: 1-4311 (1436 amino acids)
Biological process (GO): endoplasmic reticulum to Golgi vesicle-mediated transport; endoplasmic reticulum organization; COPII-coated vesicle cargo loading
Cellular component (GO): endoplasmic reticulum exit site; COPII vesicle coat
Molecular function (GO): structural molecule activity; protein binding
Source: RefSeq, a predicted model, not a curated record